Molecule: messenger RNA, 9960 nt
Organism: Hemicordylus capensis (graceful crag lizard)
Lineage: Eukaryota; Metazoa; Chordata; Lepidosauria; Squamata; Cordylidae
Gene: NT5DC3
Product: 5'-nucleotidase domain containing 3
Exons: 15
Coding region: 476-1936 (486 amino acids)
Molecular function (GO): 5'-nucleotidase activity
Source: RefSeq, a predicted model, not a curated record
CCUUCACUUCCGCUUCUGUGCGCAAUCACUUCAAAGAGGUGCAAAGACUGCCGACCAGAGGAGAAUCAGCGGGAACGCUAGGCUGGGCCAGAAAAACCUUUGCCGCACUGCGAAGCCCAGUUAAAAGAAAUAAUGGUUUUAAAAUAAUUGCAAAUAUUUUCCCAGCAUGCAACGCUUCAUAGGCUCUCAGCCCAGGGGCUCGCUCAUCAUUGGUGUUCGCGGUGUCGACGUCAUUUGCUGUGGACCGCCCCUCUUAGGUUGUAGGGUGGCAGUUGUCGUUUCGGGAUUUAAAGAUACGGUAGUGUCUUUAGCUAUGCAGAUUUGUUUAAAAACUUGUGCCAUCCCAAGACGACUUAAAAAAGACCUAAGCUGUAUGGAAAAUAUUAUAAAGCUUUUCCUAAGUUUUAAAAGCACCCUGCCAUGCUCGUGGGCGGGGGACGGUUCUUGAGAGUCCCUAGACUUAGUCCCUUCAAUCAUGAGUAACUUGCUGAAUCCAGAUGCGAUCUUCUCAAACAAUGAAAUGAGUCUCUCGGAUAUCGAAAUCUAUGGGUUUGAUUAUGACUACACGUUGGUCUUUUAUUCCAAGCAUUUGCACACGCUGAUCUUUAAUGCAGCCCGGGAUCUUCUGAUCAAUGAACAUCGGUAUCCUGCAGAAAUCCGGAAAUAUGACUAUGAUCCCCGUUUUGCAAUAAGAGGGCUUCAUUAUGAUGUACAUCGGGCAUUAUUGAUGAAGAUUGAUGCUUUUCAUUAUAUUCAGUUGGGAACGGUGUACCGAGGGCUGAGUGUCGUCCCAGAUGAAGAAGUCAUUGCCAUGUAUGAUGGGUCCCAUGUACCCUUGGAGCAAAUGAGCGACUUCUAUGGAAAGAGUUCACAAGGCAACACCAUGAAGCAAUUCAUGGAUAUCUUCUCCUUGCCUGAGAUGACACUCCUGUCUUGUGUGAAUGAGUAUUUCCUGAAAAAUAAUAUAGACUAUGAACCUGUUCAUCUCUACAAAGAUGUGAAGGACUCAAUCAGAGAUGUCCACAUCAAAGGAAUAAUGUACCGUGCCAUUGAAGCAGAUAUUGAAAAAUAUAUUUGUUAUGCUGAGCAGACACGAGCUGUGUUGGCAAAGCUGGCAGAUCAUGGCAAGAAGAUGUUCCUCAUCACAAACAGUCCUAGCAGCUUUGUGGACAGAGGCAUGAGGUUCAUAGUCGGGAAAGACUGGAGGGAUCUCUUUGACGUUGUCAUCGUCCAGGCUGACAAGCCCAACUUCUUCAAUGAUAAGAGGAGACCUUUCCGUAAGGUGAAUGAAAAAGGUGUACUGCUUUGGGAUAAAAUUCAUGAAUUGCAGAAAGGCCAGAUUUACAAACAGGGUAACCUAUAUGAGUUUCUUAAACUGACUGGCUGGAGAGGCUCCAAAGUUCUGUAUUUUGGUGAUCAUAUUUACAGUGAUCUAGCGAUCAGGAUUUGCAGUGGUGUUAAGGCUCAGGAUUUGACCUUAAAGCAUGGUUGGCGGACAGGUGCAAUUAUUCCAGAGCUACGAACAGAGAUUAAGAUCAUGAACACAGAGCGGUAUAUUCAGACCAUGACCUGGCUGCAAACCCUCACUGGAUUACUGGAACACAUGCAGGUUCACAGAGAUCCCGAUUCACAGCUGAUUUUACAUGAGUGGAAGAAAGAAAGAAAGGAAAUGAGAGAAAUGACCAGGAAUUUCUUCAACUCCCAGUUUGGAAGCUUAUUCAGGACUGACCAGAACCCAACCUAUUUCUUAAGACGCUUGUCUCGCUUCGCUGAUAUUUACAUGGCAUCAUUGAGUUGCCUUUUGAACUAUGACCAUGAUUACACAUUUUAUCCAAGGAGGACUCCUUUGCAGCAUGAACUCCCAACGUGGUCAGACCAGCUAUGCACUGGUACAUUCAGAAUCCCGUUUCUGCAAGAUAUGAUUCAGAUCAAAUAGGCUCUGUUUCUUCUCCUUGCUUGGUUUUUAGAACAUCAAGCCCUUCUCUUCCCCCCCGCCCCAGUGGCUCUGUAGAGCAAAGUGUAUUUAUUGAAACGUGAAUGUAUCUUCAAUAUAUAGCUGUAACCACACUUGUAUUGUAUGUGCCUAUGAAGCAAAUAUUUCUUCUUAGUUGGUCUCUCAUUUCCUUGUGUGUGGAAAUUGAUGGGAUGUGAUUGUGCCGAGAAAAAGCAGAACCCCUUCCAAAUGAAUAUUUGCAGAAAAGGACAAUUGCACAUAAAUCAACAUGUUAAUGUAUCUAGACAUCUGGCUUAUAGUUGGAUAUAUUUAUCUUUGUGGACUCUGGUCAGAAGAUUAUUGCUUUGGAUUUGGGGUGUAUCCUACUUAAAAAUGCAUCUAGCUUUCUGCUAGAUGAGGUGAGGGGAAGAUAUGUUCAACUUUUACAAGUUUGAAGCAAUUUAAAAUGCAUUCCUCAUUUAGUUUUUCAGGAGGAGGAAAAAGAAAAGGCGGGGGGACUUGAAAUAUAUACAGUACUUACCAAGUCUAAAUUUGUUUUACUACUUGUAGAAUUACUUUCCCCUGACAGCAAGGGAGAUCAGUAUGCAGAAGCAGGCUUCUGCAAGACAUCUGAUGUAGGUGCUUAUCUGGAUUCGCAUCAACAUCCCAAUACCCAUCUGAACCCCACUGAACUAAGAAAGGGCCAUAGCUCAGUGGUAGAGCACCUGCUUUGUAUGUAAGAGGUCCCAGGUUCAGUCCCUGACAUCUCCAGGCAGGGAUGGGAAAGACUUUAGUCGGAAACUCUGGAGAGCCAUGACCAGUGAGUGUAGACAGUGCCGAGCUAGAUGGACCAAGGGUCUGACUCAGUAUCAAGCAGCUUCAUCUGUUCAUGGAGUAGCUGGGCAACUUGAUGAGAAGAGUAUCUCUCUCUCUCUCUCUCUCUCUCUGAACUCAUGAGACUUGCUGUGCAAUUGCCUAUGCAUUAGCUGGAUUGGGGCCAAAAUGUAUAACUUAGCACAAGCAUGCCAAUACUUUUAUAAAAUAAUACAUAGUUUAGUUUUAAUCCAAACAGUUGAAAGUAUAUCCAGUAUUGGAAAGGGGAGUUGCAAUCUGCUGUCUAACUAAGCACAAUGUUUUCCCCCGUUGGCAAAUUAAGAAAAAGUAAACAGUCUUAAAAUAGAAAUCAUUAACACUGUGUACAAAAAUAUUUGGGCUUGAAAAUAGUGAUAUCUAAAACAUUUCUUCUGCUUCUAUAGAGAGAAACAGAUUAGAAAACGUACAUCCAUAUUGUGACUGCAACGCAUUCUAGUACAGUGGUACUAAGAACUAGCAGUAGAUGAUAAUAUUUAGCAAAACCUUAUAACACUGGACACUUUAAUAGCAUACCCUCAUACUUAUUAAAUCAGGGGCUAUAAUGCAUCAUGUUGUGUUUAUGGUAUAUAGGAGUUAUAAAAGUCUAAUGCUGUAAAUGGUGUGUAUGAAGUGCCUUCUUAUUAAAUACUUACUAGGGCAACAGUCACAAUAUUUUAAAACUUUACGAAAUGUAUCACUGAAGAUAUUAGAAAUGUUUAAACACCCCCCAGCCCCCAGUUAUCAUACUUGAUUCAGCAGCACCCCAGCUUCUAGAUUUUUCUCUUUGGAUGGUGGUGUGCUUUUAGAUAUGGACAUCUGGAAUAAUACUACCAUUUUAGCUGCUCUCCAGUGAAAGUUAAGCAUGCUUAAGCCCUGUUGACAUCAAUGGAAUAAGGUGUACAGCACAAUCCUAUGCAUGUUUCUCAGAAGCAAGUUCUUCUUUUUUCAUUGGGGGCUCACUCCCAGGUAAAGUUGCUCAGGAUGACAGCUUAAACCCUAUUAACAUUUGCUUAGUUUACCUGUUAUACUCAUUUGCUGAAUAUCUUAGGUUGAACCUACUGAUUUCCCCUCAUUCUUAUGCACUAAUUUAGUAUGAUGCUCAAGAGAGCUUUUAAUAAGCUGGAUGAAAGGGUAAUUUCUUACCAUGAAUUCCUGUUCUGAGCCUAUUUUUCUGGAGAGCAUUGGUCACCAGUGGGUUAGCCCCUCCCCUGGAGCAGUAGGCAGGGUCAAAACUGAAGAGAUUUUUCCAGGGGGAGGAGCCACCCUGCCUCCUCAGACUGGACUGGAAAAGAAGAGGCACCCCUCACCCCACAGUGUGUGUGUGGGGGGGGGGGGGAAUGGCUAUGCUAAAAUAUCAGUAACUGGAACAACAGAAAGAUAAUGGGGCCCAGAAAGAGAAAAAGGCUGCAAAUAGAGGGGUGACAGAAGGAACAUCUACCAUCCCCACAUGUGUGGCAAAGGCCUUAGGAAUAAUAGCAACCAUGAAAAAACAUGGCACUUUCACAGGCUGGGCCGAAUGCCCUCCAGCAGGCUCAGAGAACAGGAGUUCCCAGUAAGAAAUUACCCUUUCUCCUGAGCUCCUAGAGGGCAUUCAUCACCAAUGGGAUGGAGGAAAGCAGUGCCAUCCCUGGGCGGGGAAGGUACCCCACAUCAGCGAAAAAGCACCUGUUGCAACACCUGCCUGCCGAAUGCAGCAUCGGAUGAAGAAAAAAACAUCUAUUUUAUGCCUAGAAAAGGACUGGACGGACACCCAGAUAGCUGCCCUACAAAUCUCAGCCAUGGGGAAAUUACCUUUAGUUGCCACAGAAGUAGCCGCACCCUGCAAGGAAUGGGCCAUGAUGCCUGAAGGGGGAACCUUCCCCAAACUCUUCUAUGCCAUAGAAAUACGUUCCCGGAGACACAAUGAUAUAGUUGCGGAUGACACCUCCUUUUCCCAUUGAACCAUCCUGGAAAGAGACAAAAAGAGACUCUGUUUUCUGGAGCUCCACAGUAUGGUCCAGAUAGAAAUGAAGCAUUCUCCUGAUAUCCAGGGAAUGCCAUCUGCUCUCCUGAGGGUGCACUGGGCUAGGGCAGAAAGUCAGCAAGGACAGUUCCUGAGACCUGUGGAAAAGAGAAUUCACUUUUGGUACAAAGGAAGGAUCAGGUUGCAACACCAUCUUAUCCUUAUGAAAAAAAAUACACAGUUCCAGGUCAGCCGAUAAGGAACUUAACUCAGAUACCCUAUGAGCUGAUGUAAUAGCAACUGAAAACAAUUUAAAGGUCAAUGUGCAAAGAUCACACUUUGCCAUAGGUUCCCAAGAUAGAGAUAUAAGAGCAAAGAGAACCCAAUUCAAAUUCCAUGUAGAAAACCUAUGAACCACCAGAGUCACCCUGGACUUUUUGGAGCACCUUGGAUAGGAGUGGAAUGGGUGUGAAUGCAUACAGCAGACCCCGCGGCCACAGAACAGCCAGGGCAUCCAUCCCCAUGCUCUGAGGACAUGGAAAACAUGUGAAAAAGAGAUCUAAGUGGACAUUUGGCUUGUGGCGAACAGUCCACUCUUGGCAGCCUGAAUUGGUCUACCACCUGUGGGUAUGACACAGGAUGCAAUGUCCACUCCGAUUCCACGAUGGAGUUCCUGCUGAGUCAAUCCACCAACACAUUGGAAACUCCUGCCAGAUGUUCCACCUUGAUCGACUUCAGAUGAUGAUCUGCCCAGAGAAACAUCGUGCAAGCCUCCUUGUGCAGUGACCUGGACUUGGUGCCCCCUUGCUUGUUCACAUAUGCCUUCAUAGAUAUGUUGUCGGUCCUGAUCAGCACAUAUUGCCCCUGAACCAAGGGUUUGAAUUCUAGCACAGCCAACUGCACAGCCCUCAACUUCAGCCAGUUGAUGCUCUGCUUGGCCUCUUUCCCCAACCAAAGUCCCUGCAAAUUGUUGUUGCCCUUGUGUGCUUCCCACCCUAGCAGACUGGCAUCUGUGGUAAUUGCCAGCCAGGUCAGGACUUGAAGGCCUGUACCAUCAAACUGCCAGUCCUUCCAUAACCACCAGACAAACUUCCUUCAGCAAGGGGACCAGGAGAUGGGAAUUCAGAAUGAUCUGUCCCUGGAAAGGAAGAAGCAGAUGCUGGAUCAGUUGGGAGUGGAGAUGGGAACAAGGGACCAGGUCCUGACACAAGACCAUCAGGCCCUGAAGGCUGGCCAACUCCAUAAGAUCUGCUGAAGUGUUGGUUCUGAGUGAGCAUGCUGCCUCCAGAAUUCUGAGCUGUCCAUCCCAUGUCAAGAAAAUCUGGUGGAGUCUGGUGUUUAUCAUCACCCCCAGAUGUUCCAAGAUUUGAGUUGGAGACAGAGAACCUUUAAGUUGACCACAAAACCGUGAUCCAUAGCCAGUUCAGUGUAUUCCGUACGUCCAGGAGGGUUUGUUCCUUUGACAAAGAUCUCACCAGGAUGUCUAAGUAUGAGAAAGGAUAGAUGCCCUGUUAGUGCAGAUGCACCACGCCACUGCACUAGAACUUUGGUGAAGACCCAAGGAGCUGAUGCCAACCCGAACAGAAGAGCCCAGUAUUAGUGUGUUCCACAACAGAAUCAAAUGAAGUUCCAGUGAGGCUUCCUGAUUGGGAUGUGUGUUUAGGUUUUGGAGAAGUCAGUGGAAGCCAGAAGCACCCCCACCCCCGGUGAAUGCUGACCAGGAUGGAUUUGAGUCUCAGAUCCAGAAUUCCUCUGGUGUUCCUAUACUUUCUUGGCAUUAAGAAAAAAAUUGAAUAGACCCUGGAGUGGAUUCAACAUUCCGAAACUGCUUCUAUGGCAUUGAUGUUGAACAGGUGUUGAAUGGCAUCUGGAAAGACCUGAUGUUUUCCUGGAUUUCGUGACUUCUGAGAUGGUAUGAAUUUUUCUAGCAGGAGCUUGGCAAAUUAGAGGGAGUAGCCUUGGGUCACGGUUUCCAAAACCCAUUGGAUCCGAUGAUGGGCGAAGUUCAAAAGGUGCCCUCUCACCCCAUCAGAGGGUGUGAUUCAGGAAGACUGCUUUUUUUGGUGAGUUUGGCAGACUGAGAAGAAGGCUUGGAAGAUGAGGAGGGUUAAGAUGAGGAGGGGGAGGAAUUCCAGGAGGAGGGUGACAAGCUACUGGACCUGCGCAUUCUGGAUCUACGCUUGUCUGUAGCCCUGUGACCAUGCUUCUGCUUCUUGUCUCUGUGUUUUUUUAAUUAGGAGAGUGAGCGGUUCUUAGUGCCUGACUUCCCAGUCAGAUUGACACCCCUGGAUUCCCUGGCCACCAUCUCCUGAAUCCAUCGGAUGAAUUGGGGGUAGGGGUCGGCACCACUAAGACUGUGAACAGGGAGAUAAGUGGAGUUUCACUCACCCCAACUGUAGCUGGUGGCUGAUGGAGCAACAAGGUGCCAGAGGAGGCCUGGAAGGCACUGUCUUCAGAGGAGUCUCCCACCCCCUUGGAGAACUUCAUGCUGUGCCCAACAACCUACCAUGCAGAAGGGGAGGGAGUGGGUAGCAAAGCGGUGGAAGCAUCAACAGUGGUCGUAUGGAGCAUAUAGGCCCAUUUGCAGCAGGGAGUGACUGCUGACAAUGGGAGCUGUGACACUGUGUGGGCCACUCUCCCUCCCCUGCCAGAGAAAUGUUUUGCUGCAGGCGUGCUGGCGAGCUAGCAAGGACUAGUGAGUGACUUGGCCCAAUGUGGGAAAUGGGCCCAGGCUGAGUGGGUGCACCCAUGGAGUUCCAGUGGCUGGGUGGCCUGAAGAGGAAAGAAAAUCAUGUCCAAACCCCAAGCUGCCAAUGCAGUCUGAAGAAUGCUCCCCUGUCUCUGUGUGUGCCCGGUCCUACCUAGGACUGAUCGGAAGGGGCAGGGGAAGCAGGAGAGAGAAGCUUCUAUCUAAAUUUGAAGAAUAUCUUGCUGGAAAACGCAGGCCCUUAUAGAGCUCUGUGCGACCCUACAGACCUGCUUGCUAGGCAGGGCCAGUCUGGGGAGGUGGGGUAGCCCCUCCCCUUGCAGGAGUCUCUUUAGUUCUGACCUUGCCUAUUGCUCCAGGGGAGAGGUUAACCCAUUGGUGACCAGUGUCCUCCAGGAACUCAGGAGAACAUUAAAAUGCAACACUAACAUAGAACUUGAAGUAAAACCUGAAACAUAGCACUGUGUAUUUUAAGUGUUGAAAUGCUCCAUGUUUUAUAGGGCUGCAUCUUAAAAUGUUCUUUUAAAGUAAAAAAAUUGUGGCACAUCCAUGCAUUUGGGGCUCAGCCAGUUAAAUUCUGCUUCCAUGUAAACCUCUCUUUUGUGCAGAGCAGUGCCUUGGUGGUUUGCCAGUUAUAACUGAUGAUGGAGCUUCAUGCUCUUUUCAUAUGUUUGUUAGAUGUAUGAAGAUUGGGUACAUAGCCAGUAGACGUACUGAUGGGGAGGGAGCAUAGCAAGAGGGCACAUUAUAUGCAUGCUGUGGAGCAAGUGAACAGACCUAGAGAAGGGUCUUUGCAAUGAUGCAUUUAAAACUUGUGUUGAGGUUUCUAAAAUCUUAAACUAAAAGAACACAAUUAGUCAACAAGGAUAUCCCAAUCCAGUUACUCUGGUUCCUCAUUUAAAAAAAAAUUAAGUUCUAUUUGCUUUGUUUACUGAUGUGAUACAAAAGAUAGCCAAAGUUAUUCUCACUUUCUUUUUAGGAAAUAAUUUGGUCCCCCAAAUAGUGGUCAGGUAAAGUGUGUGUUACAAAAGUUUUUUGUAAGUAUUUCUAUGCGAGUUUACAGUUUGCAUUGUUAUAAUGAAGUGUGUAUGUGUGUUGCAUAACUCAAUAACAACCCGCUGGCAUGACUCCAUUUGGUUUGUGACUCCAUCUUGAAACUUGAAACAGAUUUCUGAAUAGGGCUGAGCUGAAAUUUCUCCUUGCUAACCUUCUACCUCAAACGAGUGUCCUCCCCCCCCCCGCCCGUGAAUCUUAAUUCAUAACUACAGUCUCCCACCCAUUGCUUCCCUUCCUGAGCGAUCCAGCUAUUUGGCAAUCACAUACUGGAUGUGGUGAUUGAGUUGUGUGCUGGCAUCACUGAGUGAGGAAAAUGUUUUUUCUGUAUUCACCACAUGGAAAAUGAUUCUAGCCAAUUGUUCUAGCAUUGAACGCUCUUUUGUAGCCCUUUUCAUAUUCAUCACUAAUGAGGGAGCCCCUUUUUUGACCCUAAAGAUGUCCAAUGAAACAUUGCCCUUUAGCUCAGCCCUGCUUGUAAAUUACUUUUGAGUUGCUGGCUAUAUAGCUUUAUGGUGGUCUUGUAUUUGUAUACAAGCUGCUUGAGCUUGUCACUGUGCUGGAGUGUUAAGUAUUAUUUGUGCCUCUAAAUAUUAUACUUGACAUGCAAUGCAUGGCUCUUUUCUCUUUGCUAAAGAGAAUAAAAUUCUUCUGAGAUGCUGUGCCAAAAUAGUUACCCUUAACAUCUUUUGUUUUGUCCUUUUUAGUGGCCAGCGGGGUGUGUGUGUGGGUGAAAGCUAAACUGAAAAUGCAGGGGAGGAGAGUGAAUAGCUAAUAAGGUUUAAAAUGAAAUAAAUCUAACACUUCUUUUAGGCCUGGGCUUCCAAAGCCCUUUAAGUCUAUUGUAUAAAACUGUGUUGAAGAAUAAAAUUUCUGUCUAGAAAAUACAUAAUGUAAAAGUCUUUAAAAUGUAAGGGUUUGCCAGAGCUCAUGAACUAGCAGGUAAUAUCCAGUGUUGAUGAAGCUAGCUAAAUGUAUGUGUUCCUAUUCAUACUAGCCAUCUUGAGAACCACUUUGUAGAAAAGUUGAAUUGCAGAAUAAAUGAUUAUUUUGCAUAAAGUACAUUAUCUGGUGGGGUUGCUGCUACUUUAUAUAGGUAUAUUAUACUAUACUGUAAACAUACUUCAUGUCAGAAGUGAUGGGGGAACGCACAAGUUAAUAUUUAAGAAAACAUUAAUGCUGGCAGUUUCUACUGUCUGACUACUCUGAUGUAACUUUUAAACCUAUUUGUAAUGGUUUCUAAGUUUUGAUGCUGUCAUCUCCUGUAAUUGUUCUGGUAUUUGUGCUAUGUACAGUUGUCUUUUUUAAAAAAUCCAUACACCAAAGAGGAGGCAAACUGCUCACAUCCUUGACAAACUAUAGCCCUAACAGAAAAAAAUAUUCAUGUUUGCAAGCAUGAAUGUCUUGUCGAACUCUGAGAAAAAUAUUGUUGCAGCAUCCUGAAUAAUCACACAAUAAAUGUCUGAUUCCUUA